Messenger RNA from Drosophila persimilis, 488 nucleotides. RefSeq names its product mediator of RNA polymerase II transcription subunit 21 (gene MED21). Bases 46 to 480 code for a protein of 144 amino acids. The transcript has 2 exons. The record is from RefSeq and is a predicted model, not a curated record. Gene Ontology annotation, biological process: regulation of transcription by RNA polymerase II. Gene Ontology annotation, molecular function: transcription coregulator activity. Lineage: Eukaryota; Metazoa; Arthropoda; Insecta; Diptera; Drosophilidae. Gene Ontology annotation, cellular component: mediator complex.
AAAAUAUAUAAACAAAAACUUUUAGAAGUUGCAACAUACGCAACGAUGGCAGACAGGCUAACGCAGCUACAGGAUACCGUAAACCAACAGGCCGAGCAUUUUUGCAACGCCAUAGGUGUAAUCCAACAGACAUCUUAUCCCAGUAAAUUUGGAAAUUUCGACCGCACAGGGUCACAAACGCCGAACCCAAGUCAGCCCCAGGAGGACUAUGCUCAGCUAUUCGCACAGCUAAUUGCACGAUGCGCCAAAGAUAUUGACACAUUGAUUGAGUCGUUGCCAAAUGAAGACAGCUCGAUUGAACUCCAAAACUCAAGUCUCAAGAGGCUAGAAAUGGAAAAUCAAGAGACCGCUCUUGACCUUGAGAAAGUGGUUCAAAAAGGAGAGCUUUUGCUUGAGAAAAUUCAGUCUGCUCUGGAGAACAUUGCUCAAGCUCAACUUGAUAUGCAAAUAACACUCAAGUCCAGUAAUAAAAAUAUUUGAAGAUCAUA